Saccharomyces paradoxus is the source of this 1329-nucleotide messenger RNA. RefSeq names its product fatty acid synthase CEM1 (gene CEM1). Bases 1 to 1329 code for a protein of 442 amino acids. The record is from RefSeq and is a predicted model, not a curated record. Gene Ontology annotation, biological process: fatty acid biosynthetic process. The transcript has a single exon. Gene Ontology annotation, molecular function: 3-oxoacyl-[acyl-carrier-protein] synthase activity. NCBI's taxonomy places the organism in Eukaryota, Fungi, Ascomycota, Saccharomycetes, Saccharomycetales, Saccharomycetaceae.
AUGUCAAGAAGAGUUGUUAUUACAGGGUUGGGCUGUGUAACACCGUUGGGGAAAUCAUUAAAUGAGUCAUGGAGGAAUCUGCUCUCUUCCAAAAAUGGACUCAUACCGAUCACGUCUUUAUCCAACUAUGAAAAGGACUAUAAACCAAAAGAGAAAAGUAUUCCAUCGACGAUAACAGUGGGGAAGAUUCCAGAGGAUUUUCAUGACGAAAACUCAGCCACUUAUAAACUGCUGUUCACUAGCCAGGAUGAGAGAAGAACCUCAAACUUUAUCAAAUUAGCGGUGCGUACAACUUAUGAAGCACUUCAUAAUGCUGGUCUCUUAAAUCCAAAUGACAUAACCAUCAAUACAUCCUUAUGUGAUUUGGAUUAUUUUGGCUGCCUAAUAGGUUCUGGUAUAGGAUCUAUUCAAGACAUAUACCAGACUUCUCUUCAGUUUCAUAAUGAAAAUAAAAAAGUAAAUCCAUAUUUUGUCCCUAAGAUUCUUACAAAUAUGGCAGCUGGUAAUGUUUCCAUUAAGUUUAACCUUAGAGGGUUAUCCCAUAGUGUUUCCACAGCGUGCGCAACAGGUAAUAAUUCCAUUGGCGAUGCAUUCAAUUUCAUCCGAUUAGGUAUGCAAGACAUCUGCGUUGCUGGUGCAAGUGAGACGAGUUUGCAUCCGCUAAGUCUAGCAGGGUUUAUCAGGGCGAAGUCUAUUACCACUAACGGAAUUUCCAGGCCUUUUGAUACACAGCGUUCCGGGUUCGUACUUGGUGAAGGGUGCGGAAUGAUUGUUAUGGAAUCCUUACAACAUGCUCAAAAGAGAAAUGCAAAUAUAAUUUCUGAACUCGUGGGCUAUGGUUUAAGCAGUGAUGCCUGCCAUAUCACCUCUCCUCCUGCUGACGGAAAUGGUGCCAAAAGAGCCAUAGAAAUGGCUCUUAAAAUGGCUAGAUUAGAACCAACUGAUGUUGACUACGUCAAUGCUCACGCUACAUCAACUUUACUAGGCGAUAAAGCGGAGUGUUUAGCAGUUACGUCAGCACUUUUACCAGGAAGGUCCAAAAACAAGCCAUUGUACAUAUCAAGUAACAAAGGUGCGAUGGGCCACCUUUUAGGUGCAGCUGGUGCUGUAGAAAGUGUAUUCACAAUUUGUUCCCUGAGGGAUGAUAAACUACCGCAUACGUUAAACCUUAACAAUGUAUUGCCUUUAGAAAAUAAAGAGACAGAUAAACUGCAUUUCAUAAGAGAUAAACCUAUAGAAGGAGCUAAUCCAAAGUACGCAUUAUGCAACAGUUUCGGAUUUGGAGGAGUAAACACAUCUCUUCUUUUCAAAAAAUGGGAAGGAAGUUGA